Messenger RNA from Hyphopichia burtonii NRRL Y-1933, 1944 nucleotides. Its product is annotated as proteinase B. Gene Ontology annotation, biological process: proteolysis. The record is from RefSeq and is a predicted model, not a curated record. The transcript has a single exon. Bases 128 to 1789 code for a protein of 553 amino acids. Lineage: Eukaryota; Fungi; Ascomycota; Pichiomycetes; Serinales; Debaryomycetaceae. Gene Ontology annotation, molecular function: serine-type endopeptidase activity.
UGACUUGCUCUAGGAUAUUAAAAUAUAGAUAAUCAGUUUACUCGUUCUUUCCCACGCAUAGAAUUAUCUACUUAUAAGGGUUAUAGACCAUUUUUUUUGCCCUUUUUAUCUAUAUAUAAAGUUUAGUAUGUUAUUAUCAAAAUCCGUUGCUCUUUCUAUCUUGGCCACUUUAGGGGUCAAUGCAUUGGUUAUUCCAUCCGUUGGUGAUGUUGUCGAUGUCUUUGCUGCUGAAGGUAAGCAACUUGUUGCCGCCGAUAAGAAUGGCGAAGGUAAAGAUGUGGCUUCUGCAGCUUCUGCAAAAGAAAUGGAUGUUAAAUUGGUUGACGAAAAGAAACAAAGUACUCUUUUCUCUACUGAAGCGGUUAGGGAAAUCAUUCCACAUAAAUAUAUCAUUGUGUUGAAGAAUGAUUUAACCGCCGAACAAAUUCAAUACCAUCAAGAAUGGGUUGCUUUACAGCACGUUAACUCUUUGGCUUCCAUUCAAGAUGAUCCUUCUCAUUCGUUCUUUACUGCCACCAAAGAGUUGAACCCCACCUCUUCUUCUGUUGACGUUGGUGGUAUUGUGGAUUCUUUCAGUAUCGAAAACUUGUUAUCUGGUUACUCGGGUUACUUUUUGGAAUCCACCAUUGAUAUGAUUCGUCGUAAUCCUUUGGUUGCCUUUGUUGAAAAAGAUUCUAAGGUUUAUGCUUCUGAAUUUGAUACCCAAAAAGGUGCUCCUUGGGGGUUGGCUAGAGUUUCUCACAGACAACCUUUAAGUUUAAAUUCUUUCAAUCAAUAUCUUUAUGAUACUGAAGGUGGAGAUGGUGUCACCUCUUAUAUCAUUGAUACCGGGGUCAACAUUAAUCAUGAAGAAUUUGGUGGUAGAGCUAAAUGGGGUGCUACCAUUCCUACUGGUGAUAGUGACGUUGAUGGUAAUGGUCACGGGACUCAUUGUGCUGGUACCAUUGGUUCUAAAGCUUAUGGGGUUGCCAAGAAUGCUAACCUUGUGGCCGUCAAAGUCUUAAGAUCAAAUGGUUCUGGUUCCAUGUCAGAUGUUGUUAAAGGGGUUGAAUUUGCCGCUAAAGCUCAUCAAGCUGAAGCUAAAAAGGGUGCUAAAGGCUUCAAAGGUUCUACCGCUAAUAUGUCUCUUGGUGGUGGUAAAUCUCCUGCUUUAGAUUUGGCCGUUAAUGCUGCCGUUAAAGCCGGUAUUCACUUUGCUGUCGCUGCUGGUAAUGAAAAUCAAGAUGCUUGUAAUACCUCUCCUGCAUCCGCCGAAAAUGCUAUCACUGUUGGGGCUUCAACCAUUUCCGAUGCUAGAGCUUAUUUCUCCAAUUACGGUAAAUGUGUUGAUAUUUUUGCUCCUGGUUUGAAUAUCUUGUCUACCUAUAUUGGUUCUGAUACUGCCACCGCUACUUUAUCUGGUACUUCAAUGGCUUCUCCUCAUAUCGCUGGUUUAUUAUCUUAUUAUCUUUCUUUACAACCAGGUGCUGACUCUGAAUUCUUUGUCUCAUCUAAAGGUGUUUCUCCAGAACAAUUGAAGAAAAAUUUGAUUCACUAUGCUACCAAAGACGCUUUAUCGGAUAUCCCUGAUGAUACCGUCAACUUAUUGGCCUUUAACGGUGCUGGUAAGAACUUGACUGAAUUCUGGGGUGUCUCUGAACAAAGCAUUUCUACUGAAAAUAAACAACUGAUUGAUUUUACCAAAUUAGAAAACAAAAUCGAAGGAUUGAUUCAUAAAGCUGAAGCUGAUAGUGAAGGCUUUUUCAAAGAUCUCGAAAACUUUGUUGAAGGGGUCUACAAAUCCAAUUAGGUUGAUGAUUUUUUACGAUAGAGUAUGCAAUCCUGUUUCAGUUCUUGACAUCACUUCUGAAGUCCACUACUUGAGUUGAUCAUAACUUCAAGUUGUCUUUUUGAUAUUUUGUUUCCCUUCUUUGGUUUAUCUGUUUUUCUUUUUUACCUUUUUUA